Molecule: messenger RNA, 869 nt
Organism: Nematolebias whitei (Rio pearlfish)
Lineage: Eukaryota; Metazoa; Chordata; Actinopteri; Cyprinodontiformes; Rivulidae
Gene: mrpl11
Product: mitochondrial ribosomal protein L11
Exons: 6
Coding region: 136-726 (196 amino acids)
Biological process (GO): translation
Cellular component (GO): mitochondrial large ribosomal subunit; ribosome
Molecular function (GO): large ribosomal subunit rRNA binding; structural constituent of ribosome
Source: RefSeq, a predicted model, not a curated record
CACCCUCUUCUUUGCUUUUCAACAUGUCUGCGCCCUGUAGGAUGCUGCUGACGGCGUGAAGGUUCCGGACAAGCGACAGUGGAUGUAUUCUCAGUUGAUUCAGAGGCAGAUUUAAGAUUUUCCAGACAGACCAGGAUGUCAAAGAUCUCCAAGUCAGCAAAGGCUGUGAAGAAAUUGAACGCAGCAGGUGUAAUCCGAGCUAUAGUGAGGUCAGGACAAGCAACACCCGGACCCCCUCUGGGCCCCAUCCUGGGACAGAGGGGAAUCCCUAUCGGACAGUUCUGCAAGGACUUCAAUGAGCUAACCAAAGAGAUAAAGGAGGGGAUCCCUAUCCCGGUCAAGAUCCAUGUGAAGCCUGACAGAUCCUACGAUCUGAAGAUCGGACAGCCCACCGUGUCUUACUUCCUCAAACAGGCGGCGGGGAUCGCUAAAGGAGCCAGCAACACAGGCCAUGAGAUAGCAGGGAAGGUGUCAGUGAGGGCCGUGUAUGAAAUUGCGCAGGUGAAGGCUCAGGACGAGAGUUUCAAGAUGAGGAACGUCUCCCUCGAGUGCAUCGUGAAAAGCAUCAUCGGCUCAGCACGCUCGCUGGGCAUACAGAUCGUCCAUGAUUUACCAGCUGAUGAGUAUAAAGUCUUCCUCGAGCAGCGGGAGGAGAAGCUGAAGGCAGAAGCCGAAGCAGCGGCUGAGGCCGCUGCACUCGAAGCUUCGUUGAGCAAGAAAAAAUGAAAACCUGCGACACCGACUCCUGCAUUCCUGUUCAUUUGAACUUUAAACAUGAAACACGUUCAUGCAAUAAAACCAUUAAUGCUUUGUUUAUUAAUAAACAGUCACCUGUUAUGUGACGUCUUUCUUUUCCCUCAUUUACAUCA